UAAAAAAUAAAACACUGCCAGAGUUUAAUAGUUUAGUCUGGGUGAAAGAUAUGUCAGACAAUAUAAUCAAAUUCAUAAGUCAGUCUGGAUAUAUAAGAGAGCACAGUUCAUAUAAGAACAGAGUGGAGUUCAAUACUGAAACCUUCUCUGUCACACUGAGGAACAUGAAGAAGACAGACAGUGGAAUCUACAUUGCAAAAACAAAAGGAGAUCAAGAAAUAUGUGUUGCUAAACACAACAUAUCAGUUAUAGAUCCAGUGGAUUUUCCUGUUCUGAAAGAGAACUUCACCAUGAUAAGUGUUAACGUCUGUAUCGUGAACGUCUCAUGCAGUGGGCGUGAUCAUACAGUAAGCAACAGAUACUACAGCAACAACUGCACUCAGGAGGAAAUGACAUCAUUUGGAAUCCAGACUCUAGCCCUGUAUUGUAUAGAGAACAUUGUUGUUUGUAACUACAGCAACCCAGUCAGCUGGAAGAAUGACACAGUAGAGAUUUACCAACUUUGCACAAGUCAUGAACCAGAGAAUCUCAAAGAAAUCAUCAGUUCCUUUCCUCUCCAUUGGCUCUUGGUCAUCGCUGGUGUAUCAGUGUUGGUUUUCACAGCAGUUUCUGUAAUAUGCUGCUCUUACAAGAAGCGUAAAAAGAGUGCUCAACAGUAUGAUCAGACAGUCUAA
Molecule: messenger RNA, 674 nt
Organism: Carassius gibelio (silver crucian carp)
Lineage: Eukaryota; Metazoa; Chordata; Actinopteri; Cypriniformes; Cyprinidae
Product: natural killer cell receptor 2B4-like
Exons: 4
Coding region: 51-674 (207 amino acids)
Source: RefSeq, a predicted model, not a curated record